Anolis carolinensis (green anole) is the source of this 974-nucleotide messenger RNA. RefSeq names its product heat shock protein family B (small) member 7 (gene hspb7). Bases 16 to 789 code for a protein of 257 amino acids. The transcript has 3 exons. Gene Ontology annotation, biological process: heart development. The record is from RefSeq and is a predicted model, not a curated record. NCBI's taxonomy places the organism in Eukaryota, Metazoa, Chordata, Lepidosauria, Squamata, Anolidae. Gene Ontology annotation, cellular component: nucleus; cytoplasm.
UGGAAGCGGGCAGGAAUGUUGGCGCGGUGUGCCCGCUGUUUGUUUGGGGCAGCGGCCUCUCCACAGGGACCACAGUGCCCUAAAUAUAGGCCCGGACAAGAGGCCUGGACGGCUGCCCGGGAAAAAGGUGGGAGGGGUCCCUUAAAAGCCCCUCCGGAGACACAGAGCGAGCAGAGCACCGGGAAUGGCAAAGAGAAGAGCAUAGGAAGGGCUUGGCUGGGUGGCCUGGGGCUCCGUCAGAACAUCCUCCCCCCGUUGACCCUUCAGAGCUCGGCACGGCUGUGGUCUUCUCUGCUGUCUCCGCUCCGACUUCUGGUCCGAACUCCAUCGCCCCAUGGAGAAGGCCCGCGGACUCUUUGGCGACAACCUCGGGGGCUUCAUGCGCCCCUGCAACGAGCCCCUCGGCUUCUCAGGCAAGUGGGAACAAAGCCACGGGUGGAGGAGAGGAAAAGCAGAGUAGAAGGACGUGCCGGGGGGACGGGGAACAUCAAGACCCUGGGGGACACCUACCAGUUUGCGGUGGACGUCAGCGACUUCUCUCCGGAGGACAUCAUCAUCACCACUUCCAAAAACCAGAUUGAGGUCCAUGCCGAGAAGCUGGCCUCGGACGGGACCGUCAUGAACACCUUCACCCACAAGUGCCAGCUGCCGGAGGACAUGGACCCGGCCUCGGUCACCUCCGCCCUGGGCCCCGACGGCUCCCUGACGGUCAAGGCCCGCAAGCGUCCGGCCCGGCCCCCCGACCAGCAGCCCCUCCAGCAGACCUUCCGGACCGAGAUCAAGAUCUGAGCAACAGGGGGUGGGUUGGGGGGUGAGUGGGGCAGGGUCUCCCGUUGUAUAUUUUUGGUGUUGCUGCUGUUGCCGUGUUUUCUGGGGUUGGGAGAGUGUGACUGGCCCAAGGCUUCCAUGGCUGAACACGGAUGUGAACCUGGCCACUUCAUCACAUUUAUUAAAUUUCACUUAAAAUCCAGUAA